This is a messenger RNA of Aspergillus steynii IBT 23096, 4952 nucleotides long. Its product is annotated as FG-nucleoporin NUP159. Gene Ontology annotation, biological process: RNA export from nucleus; protein import into nucleus. The transcript is spliced from 3 exons. The record is from RefSeq and is a predicted model, not a curated record. NCBI's taxonomy places the organism in Eukaryota, Fungi, Ascomycota, Eurotiomycetes, Eurotiales, Aspergillaceae. The coding region runs from base 303 to 4796 and encodes 1497 amino acids. Gene Ontology annotation, molecular function: protein binding; structural constituent of nuclear pore. Gene Ontology annotation, cellular component: nuclear pore.
CCUUCCGCUCUUCCACGGGGCUUCUCACUUUCUGUGCCUGCUCAUCUGGCGAUUCUACAUUGCAACUGACCGCCUUCACUUCUUCUUUUGUUGUGAAGAGUCCCCCGGUCAUUUCCUGCACUCCCUUCCUUUGAGGGGAGGAGUCCAAGAUUUUUGCUCACUUAUUCACCCGGAGUCCGAAAGCACUCCAACGUCGCUCAUUUUCACCUCUGCCUCAAAGCCCGCCCUCUCCUCAUGCACAGAGGCCUAAAUUAUCCUUCGACCGUCCCCGCUCCAUUUCUUCCGACUUCGACAAACUGAGAAUGGCCUUCAGUUUCUCCAACUCCGCUGGCGACACCACUGCGAUGGAGGCUGGACCGGAUCUCCCCGACGUCUACGCAGAGGACGUCGGCUUUAAAGGCGUGUCCGGUGACUCGAAUGUUCGACUACUCCCCACCCCAUGGCCCGAGGAUGCUCUUCCGGCGCCAACGUCUACCCUCCUCGCAGUUGCUUCAACGAAAGGCUUAAUCGUUGGCGCGGGACCAGACUGCCUGAGCAUCGCCUCCUGCGACUCAGUGAGGAAAGCGAUCUCUGCGCCCACGGACGCCAAGGUCAAGACAAAACCCUUCCAAUCUCAAGCGACAAUUCCCUUGCCUGCACGACCGACCCAUGUAGCUUUCGCAUCCGGCGAUAGCGCGUUAGUCGUCACCACGGAGGCUGGGUCGCAACUGUUGGUAUAUGAGACAGAUAGCCUCUUAACGGGCAAUGCGCAACCGGCUCUGUCCAUACCCGUCAGCGGCGCCCCCUUCCGCGCCAUCGCUCCGAACCCUGCGCUUCCAGACGAUAACGAGUCGUCGCUCUUGGCUCUGGUCACUAGUAAUGGUGAACUUCUCAUUGCGAAUCUCAAAGCCGGCGAACUGCUCACGGGAGCGAAUGGUCAGGUCAUGAAAUCCGGAGUAAGCUCGGUAUGCUGGAGCAACAAGGGAAAACAACUCGUGGCUGGACUUGCGGAUGGAACGGCGCACCAGAUAACGCCAACCGGCGACCAGAAGGCUACGAUUCCGCGCCCGGCAGAUCUUGAGGGAGAGUGUCAUGUGUCCUCUAUUUCCUGGCUUGAGAACGAUCUCUUUUUAAUGAUUUACACGCCGAACGCUGCAGAGGAUGAGACAGGCCAGACACCACCAUCGUCUUAUUACAUCAUUACCAGAAGGAAACAGGCGCCUUUCUUGAUCCAAAAAUUGCCCGAACUAUGCCUGCCGUUUGGAUGCAAGCGGACUCCAGCCUAUCAGUUUAUCGCGCGACUUCGGAACUACGAACCGGACCUCAAGGAUGUUUUGAUUCUUUCUUCUACUGCAUCCACUGAUGUUGGUUUGAUUACGAGGUCUUCUAAACCGCUCUCCAGCGAUGAAGAUGCUAAAAAGACUACCGAUGUCUUUACCACUACCGAAGUUAGCGAUGAUACUAAAAGAGCGUCGCUGCCAUUGACUGACUCCAGCGAAGACACGUCAGUUAUCGGCUUGGGAAUGGAUCUUUCGAGCACGGAUAUGGUCAUCGCCCCAAUUCAAGGCGAGGACAUCGCGGAGAGCUCGACCCCUCUGCCUAACCUCUUCGUCCUUAAUAACGAAGGUAUCCUCGCUUCCUGGUGGUUCAUCUACUCCGAGGCUAUUCGCAAGCAGUUGCCGUAUCAUGGUCAAGGAACCGGGAGCAAAGCCGAAGUCCAGCCCCAGUCUCAACCCCAGCCGAUGCGACCCGAGGCCCCGAAACAGUCUGCGUUCGGCCAGUCAGCAUUCGGACAGCCAGCAUUCGGACAGUCGUCAUUCGGCAGCCCGUCUGGCUCUGCAUUUGGAAAGGCUUCCACGGGACCAUCCUUUGGCAGCCCGUCAGCAAUUGGUGGACGUUCCCAGCCUUCAUUCGGGGCACCAUCGCUCCCCGGUGCUCCUUCAUUUGGUGCCCCGUCCCAAAUGGGUGCCUCUUUUGGCGCUCCCAGUGCGUUGGGACAGCGCGGCGCAGCUCAGUUCGGUAAAUCGAGCUUUGGCUCGAGUACACCUGCUCCCUUCGGACAAGCGUCUACCACUGGAAAUGCAAACAGUUCUCUACCGUUUGCCUCAUCGGGCGCACCUGCCGGAGGUGGCUUUGGCUCAUUUGCCAAUUCUGGCUCGGGUGGUUUCGGUGCAUUUGCAGCGUCCAAACCCGCCGGUGAAUCGCCUUUCAGCAAGCCGGCAGGCGAAUCACCGUUUGCCAAGGCAUCAACCGAGUCCCCAUUUGCGAAGGCGUCAACCGCUUCGCCGUUUGGAAAACCAACGAAUGAAUCACCAUUUGGCAAACCCGUGGCAGAAAAUCCGUUUGGAAAACCCUCGGCGCCGUCUCCUUUCGGAGGCCUAACAAACACAAACAACACGAGCUUCAGCUCGCAGAAAACAGAGGAGACCAAGAGCACAUUCGGCCUGGGCUCCAGUGGUUUCGUGCUUGGGUCUACUAUGAAAGGUGAUGGAAGCGCUGCAAACGAUGGCCCAAAGCCGGACAAACCGUCGGGAGGACUUUUCUCGCUCGGGGCAUCCAUGGAUGAUAUGGUCUCUUCACCUAAUAAGCCUAGCACGCCAGCGGAGUCUAUGGACGAUGCAGAAGACGCCCCUGCAGCCCCUGCAGCGCAAGAGGAGAAACCCGAAACCAAGCAACCGGCACCGUCAUUAUUUGGCGGAUCUUCGUUCGGAUCUCAAUCACAACCAUCUCAACCGUUUGGGUCCUCUCAGACUAAUAAAUCGCCGUUCUCCCUGUUCGGAAAUACCGAGAAGAAAUCUAGCCCUCUUUCUCCACAGUCAGAGCAAACGGUCACACCUUCGAAGCCCAAGGACGAGCCAGACGCACAGGGCUCACCUGCUGCCUCGAUGGCUGAGCCUCCGCUACCUCCCGAUCCAACCAGCAAGGCUGUGUAUGGGCCCGGAGACACUUCAGCUUCGUCUAACGUUUCCAAGAGUUCAGUUGAUGAUGCGCCUCUUCCGCCCGACUUUACUAUUCCGCCCAAGAGCAAGCCAGCCUCGAGUCUUUUCGGAGGAGAGCCUCCCCUGCCCCCUGAUUUCACGCAGAAACCGAAAGAAUCUGAGAAACCGGAGGAGGCACCUUUGCCCCCAGACCCAGCGACCUCUAAAUCUGCCGAAACUCCUACAAAAGACGAGCCUGGCCCAGUACCCGAUGGUUCGGAUGCGGAUGAAUCGGAGAAGGAGGGAGAGUCCGAUUUUGAGGAUAGCGGCGAAGAAAUCACGCAUGAGGACGAAGAGGAAGAGGAAGAGGAAGGGGAAGAUGAAGAAGAUACCAAAGAGACACCACCCGCUACCAAGAAGACACCCGAAAGCUCCUUCGAAUCUCAAUUCUCGACAACGAGUUCUACGGAGGGAUUGUUCUCACGCAUUCAAAAGCCCGCUCAAAAAACCCAGCAGCCUCCACGAUCUUUGUUCGGAGCUGCUACUCAACCUUUACUCCCCCCUGCUUCUCGUGCUCACCAUGAGUCUCCGAGGUCACCUAGCCCGGUGCGAAAUGGAACCAGGAAGAGCACGUCUGAACAACCUCCUGGCAGCGCCCUUGCCGCUCGCAAGGCUGAACUUGCGCGUUAUGCUGUAGAGGAACAGUUGAGGCUUCAAGCUCAAGAGGAAAAAGAACGAAAGGCUCGCGAGAAGCAGAGACAGCAGGAGCAAGAGGAAGCAGAGGCCUUGUCCGAAGACGAUGAGGAAGAGAAGCUGCGCGCUGAUCUUGCGUCGGCCUUAGAACCCGUUCCCACUCUAGACCCUUUUCUUCCCCACCAGGAUUACGCAGGUCAGCCCAGCAGACCGGGGAUUCCUGGCCAGAUCGAGAGGCUUUAUCACGACAUAAAUUCCAUGGUGGAUACUCUGGGCAUUAACGCACGGUCUUUGUCUUGCUUCCUCCUGUAUCAAAAGUCUUCAGCGGAUUCGGACUGGAUUGAAAAGCUGCAAGGGGAAUAUCCCUCCGAGUCUCUCGACGAGAAAUUGCGUCUCUCGGAGAUUGAAAAGUUUGACAAUGCAGUGCUUAAGCUCUCGGCGCUGCUCGAGAAGCACCGACUUCAAGGUGUAGACCAGAAGCUCGAAGCUUGCCAUGCGUUGCUCAGCAAAGAAAUCAUCACUCUGCGGACGCAAUGUGCGAGCAUCCAGAAGACUCUGGAUGCGCACACCGAUGCCGCGGCCAUUGUGUCUGCUCCGCUAUCUGCCGAGCAACUAGCUCUCCAGCAGGAUCUCCGGAAAACCUCCACUGAUAUUCAAGCCAAACUUGCUGACUUGGAGUCUGCCGUGUCUCUGUUGCGAGCCAGAAUCGCCGACGCCCCUCGCGAUGGUGCCUCACGGCCGUCUAAGCGGCCCACCGUUGAGGCCGUGACCUCGACCAUCUCGACGAUGAUGAACAUGGCCGAAAGCAAGCGCAGUGACAUCGACGUUCUCGAAGCCCAGUUGAAGAAGUUGGGAAUCGACACCGCCGCGUCUCCGGGCAGCCGGGAGGGUUCGCCUUUCACGACCCCGAGAAAGGGCAAAAACAUUCUCCCCACCACCCCCGGCUCCACUGCAUCUCGCGAUGGGCCUGUCAGCUCCUAUCACACCCCCGAGUCUGCCGGGCGAGGCAUCAACUUCCGCUCUAGUGUCAACGGCUCGGCACGCGCCAGUCGUCUCCGGAAUGUCAACGGCGUCAACGAUCUGGUGAGCAAAACGGAGACCGUCCAAUGGAAGGUGAAAUCGCAACGCCGGCAACACCUUGUUGGCAGUUUGAAGAAGGCGAUUGAUGAGAAAAAGGUCAAGGUCCGAAGUGCGGACGAUAUGUAGAAUCAAAUUUGUAUUCCACGUUCUUCUGUGUUGGUUAUUUCUUAUUCUUUUUGGUUUGUCCCAUCAUGGCAUGGUAAUGGAAGGCGAGUGGCUGUUCCUGGGUAACGCUCGUUGUAUGUACAUAGUGCUCUUAAGCAAUGACUUGACUGAUUCAAU